This is a messenger RNA of Epinephelus moara (kelp grouper), 455 nucleotides long. RefSeq names its product heat shock protein 30-like. Gene Ontology annotation, molecular function: protein folding chaperone. Gene Ontology annotation, biological process: response to heat; protein refolding. The transcript has a single exon. The annotation marks the transcript as partial. Lineage: Eukaryota; Metazoa; Chordata; Actinopteri; Perciformes; Serranidae. The record is from RefSeq and is a predicted model, not a curated record.
AAGCAACACACAAGAGAACACACACUUUAACAAGAGGACUCAUCACUGAACACACACUGAAGAUGCUGUGCUCUAAUGGAUUCCACUCUGCCCUCAGUCCAUUCAUGGACUUCCACUGGCCUGUACACACUCUGAGGUCAGAGGUCAGGCCUCUGCUCUACCAGCAGGAUCUACUGCAGAGAAACCUAAAGGAGCUCCGCAGCAGUCUGGAGCUGAUGGACAAACUUCAACACAAGAUCCAGGAGGAGACGGAGCCCUUCCAAACCAGCGCAGCCGUGCAACCGGUCUCCUUCCAGCUGGAGAAAGAGGGAGAGCACUUCGGCCUGACCCUGGACACUCGAGGCUUUUCCCCAGAGGAGCUGUCUGUCAGACAGGAGGGCAGGAAGCUGAGAGUCAGCGGGAAGACAGAGAAGAAGCAGGAGGAUGGGAAAGGCUCCUACUCUUACAGACUCCAG